AUGCAUCUCGACGACAGCGCGUCCGAAGAACUCAAGGCUUGGGUCGUCAAGCGUCUAGAGGACAUCUCGGAUGCAGACUCGGACGUUCUCGCCGACUAUGUCAUCGCUCUGAUCAAGUCCGACGAGUCUGACGACCAAGUCAAGCAAAACUGUCAAGACAACUUGCUCGACUUUUUGCACGACAGCACUACCCAGUUUGUUAACGACGUCUUCGCCCACCUCUCCAAUUCCGAUUCCAAGCCCCUGCAGCCCACCGCGACCGCUUUCCAACCUACUGCCCCUGCUUUCCAGCCUAGCGAACCCGCCUUCAACCCUCCCUCAGGCCCCUCAAAGAAGCGCGACUUCAACGAUAGCAAUGCAUUCGAUGGCCACGCUCAAGGCUACCAGCAAGAUCGUCCCAUGAAGCAAAUGCGACGGGGCGGACGUGGUGGUCAAAGAGGAGGUUUCAUGGGACAAAUGCCUGCCGCCUCUCAGUCUCUGCCUCCGUUCGACCCAAACAACCCAAUGGCCGCUCUCAUGGCAAUGCAGCAGGCUAUGGGUCUACCUGUCAUGCCCGGUAUGCCUGGAAUGCCACAAAUGCCCUUCCCUGCCUCGCCUGGUGCUUUUGGCAACUCUGCGCAAACCCCGCGCUCUGGACAGAGAUGUCACGACUACGACACAAAAGGUUUUUGCGCGCUUGGUGCUUCGUGUCCCCACGAGCACGGCAACGAUCCUGUUCUGGUGCCUCAGCAGCAAGCAGACGAGUACGAUCCUACAAACGCUUCGAUAUCCCAAGGCCGUCCGUUCUCCGAUAGAGGUCGUGGCCGUGGGCGCGGCAGAGGCGAUAGAGGUGCUUUCCGCGGUGGUCGUGGAGGUCGCGCCGAUUUUUCGUCUGCUGGUCCAAACCACGAUCGCUCUAUUACACAGGUUGUUGUUGAACAGAUCCCCGAGGAGAACUUUAACGAGCAAUCUGUCCGCGACUUCUUUUCCGAAUUUGGAACCAUCGAGUCGGUCGAGUUGCAGAAUUACAAGCGUCUAGCCAUCAUCAAGUUUGAGGACUACGAUAGUGCGAAGAAGGCAUACGAUAGUCCCAAGGUCAUUUUCGAUAACAGAUUCGUCAAAGUUUACUGGUACAAGCCCGAAAGAAUGCAACGGGAGCGCCACCAGAAUGGCUUCGGUCAGAGCGAAGGUGAUGUCGACAUGCAAGAAGAGGAAAAGAUUGAUCCUGUCGAGUUCGCCAAGAAGCAGGAAGAAGCACAACGGGCCCAUGAAGAGAAGCAAAAGAAGAUCAACGAGGCAGAGGCACAGCGACAAGAACUGGAGCAGAAGAUGAAGGCACAGGCUGAAGAGCGCAGCAAACUGCUCGCCAAACUCGCUGCUAAAGAGAGAGGAAAGUCAGGUACUCCGGAUCAAGCUGCUGCUACCGGUCAGAAUGGCGCCGCUAAUGGUGCUGAUGGCAAUGGUACACCCUCGCAGACCGAUGCUUUGAAAGCCAAACUCGCAGAGUUGGAAAGAGAAGCUGUAAGCAUGGGCAUAAAUCCGAAUGAAGAUCAGCCAUGGCAAGGCUUCGCGCCGCGUGGUCGUGGUGGCUACAGAGGUCGCGGAGGCUUCCAGCCCCGAGGCGCAUGGCGAGGAGGAAGAGGUGGUUUUGCUCCUCGUGGAGGUGCUGUCAGAAGGCUAGACAACAGACCUAGAACUGUUGCAGUCGUCUUCCCGGAUAACGAGCAGAUGGACUCUCAAAAAGAUGAGGCGCUAAGGCAAUAUCUGCUAUUCAGCGAUCUCAUGGAGUCUACACAGAUCAGCCCUCAUCCCUCACGCUCAGACGCGGCUAUGCUGGCAUUCUCCGAGCGCUAUCAAGCUGAGAAGUUCCUCAAUCAUGGCUCUGACAUCCCUCAUCUUGGCAAGGUCGAGCUUUCGUGGAUGGCGAAUCCUGCUCCCAGCACUCCUGUCGCAUCCACCCAAACAGCCCCUGAGACGUCCAAGGACAUCAACAUGGACGAACCUCAAGACCUCGGACCUCCUAGACCGGCAGCCGAGAUGGAUUACGAUGUAGCCGACGAUGACGACAAUUGGUUGGUUGAAUAA
Messenger RNA from Aureobasidium melanogenum CBS 110374, 2064 nucleotides. RefSeq lists its product as uncharacterized. Gene Ontology annotation, cellular component: nucleus. The transcript has 2 exons. The record is from RefSeq and is a predicted model, not a curated record. Gene Ontology annotation, molecular function: metal ion binding; RNA binding. NCBI's taxonomy places the organism in Eukaryota, Fungi, Ascomycota, Dothideomycetes, Dothideales, Saccotheciaceae. Bases 1 to 2064 code for a protein of 687 amino acids. Gene Ontology annotation, biological process: mRNA processing.